AUGGAUCCAACGCCUAUCGACUCUGCUUCGAUGAUUGGCCAUCCUCGCAGUAGCGCAGCAGGAAGCUUGAGAAGAGGGAGAGAUAAAUGGCUGCCUGGUUCUCGUGGGGUCGAAUGCACUAACUCCAUCUCCGUACUUCACUGGAAAUCAGGACCAGUUUCCAACCAUUCCUCUCCCCUCCUACCCCGGUUCCCCUUGAGGCUUACCGGUGAUUAUACGACAUCUUACCGCGUCUUAUCUGAGGGUUUCUGUGUUUCACCGCUAGUGCUAGACAAUCGCGAUCGUCAGAAGGACGUACAUAACCUCGCUCAGUACGACGUUCAUGAUGAUUCCCUCUGUCGCUGCACCGAUUAA
Molecule: messenger RNA, 354 nt
Organism: Penicillium subrubescens
Lineage: Eukaryota; Fungi; Ascomycota; Eurotiomycetes; Eurotiales; Aspergillaceae
Exons: 2
Coding region: 1-354 (117 amino acids)
Source: RefSeq, a predicted model, not a curated record